Cucurbita pepo subsp. pepo (vegetable marrow) is the source of this 1272-nucleotide messenger RNA. NCBI's taxonomy places the organism in Eukaryota, Viridiplantae, Streptophyta, Magnoliopsida, Cucurbitales, Cucurbitaceae. The record is from RefSeq and is a predicted model, not a curated record.
CAUUUUCUUUGAAACUCCAGUCCUUGGAAUGAAUUUCCAUACAGAGAUUCUGCAGAGAGAAACGCAAUGGGAGGAUUGUCGAUUGAUGACUUUUUAUCACUGUGGUCCCUCAUGACACUCCUAAACCCAGUUUACACCAUAGAGAACCUGAUAUACAUUGGUUACUCUGGUGAUCCUGCAUCUGCUGUUCGUUUGACAAGGAAACGGCGGUUAGACCGCAAGAAGCAACAAUUGGACCGAAGUGUUCUUCAGUGCUUUGUGUUUGGGCCUAAGAAGGCUGGAAAAUCUUCUUUAUUGGAUGCAUUUCUUGCAAGGUCAUUUUCUGAGACUUAUAUUCCUACAACUGAAGAACGCUAUGCUGUAAAUGUUGUGGACCAACCUGGAGGAACAAAAAAAACCCUUAUUUUGAGGGAAAUACCUGAAGAUGGAGUGAACAAACUGUUGUCUGGCAAAGAGUCUUUAGCUGCUUGUGACAUUGCACUAUUUGUGCAUGACAGCUCUGACGAGUCCUCCUGGAAGAAAGCAACUGAUUUACUGGUUGAAGUCGCAAGUCAUGGUGAGGAUACUGGCUAUGAGGUGCCUUGUUUAAUUGUUGCUGCCAAAGAUGACCUCGAUUCAUUUCCCUUGGCCAUACAAGAUUCUACGAGGGUGAGCCAAGAUAUGGGUAUAGAAGCUCCAAUACCUAUCAGCACAAAAUUGGGUGAUUUCAAUAAUGUAUUCCGAAGAAUCGCAUCUGCUGCAGAGCACCCUCAUUUAAGUAUCCCUGAAACGGAGGCAGGCAGAACUCGCAAGCAUUAUCACAAGCUCAUAAACCGCUCUCUUAUGUUUGUUUCAGUUGGAGCUGCUGCUACGAUUGUCGGACUGGCCGCAUACCGUGUUUACCUCGCGAGGAAGAAUUCUUCCAGCUAAAUGAUGAAGGGCUCUAUGAAUCGUUUCGCUUUAGAUAUGGUUGGUAUCCUAAAUCCUUACACUUUUAUCUGUUCAAUGCUCAGACCUUUUGCCAUUUCUCUGAUUCUAUUGGGUUUCCCGAGUUGGCUUUAUUAGAUAUAAUAGAUGAUAGAUAAGUUGCAAUUUUCAAUCUAAGGAGCACGCUUUAGUUUUAGCACUCUGGUUUUUCUGUAUGAUAAUUUUAUGUUAACAGUAAAUUGUCAAACCCUAUUCUGCUAUAGGGUCGUCCCCCCUCCACCCAAAUAAUGUUAGGAUUUAUGGUUGUACAAUCAGACCAGUUAUUCAAGAAGGGAAAUGAGAAGUUUUUGCUAUGGAAAUAUUCAA